AUGGUAGGGCAGCAACUUCCGGCCGACGGUGACGAGGUCGCGAAAACGGCCGUCACCGGGCUCGCGGGCGACGCCGCAGGAGCUCAAAACAAGAAGAACAACUCGUGUUCAUUCCGCGACAUUUUGCAGGAUUAUUCCGCUGACGUUGACGCGAUUUCGGCAGAAAGCGGGCUCGACGACCUACACGAUCGCACUGUUGAAAUGGCCGGCUCGGCGCAGUCAUUACCCACGAUGGGUGCAGCAUAUCCUCAGCAACAGCCGCAGCACCCCUCCGCGGGCCAACUAAUUCCCCCGGUAGACCGCACAACGUCGCUCUUGCAGCGCGAGGGCGAGACCACGAGACAAGGAGCACAGAACAUGGGUGUAAUCACGCAGAGGGGUCUUGAUGCGGUUGCUCUCGCACAAAACCAGCAACACGAGUUGGGUCCCCACGUGGGCAGGCCGCGCGGUGGAGCUGGUGACGCAGCACCAGCAUCUUCUGGCGCAUAUCUUUAUCCUGCCACGGUGGAUGUCGCGCUUGCAGAUCAACACAGGACUGCAGCAGGAGAGGACAACUUACAUCAAAUGAACAACAUCGGUGAGCUGCAAGAUCACGACGAGAUUAUACUAUUGAAUAUGGAGCAGGAGUUCGUGAAGCCCGAGAAUGUCACCUGGAGGACGCUGUGCGAGCAGGAGCUGCGAAAGAAGAAGAUGUUGGAGCAGAGCAUCCGUCUUCUGGAAGACCAGGCACUACGGGGACGAGACCUCGGCGCUAGGAAGACGGAGCUGCGACUCCAGCUCGAGGACGCAAAACAGCGGCAAAGUCUCCUAUAAGAUUGCACAACUCCCCGGCGUGGAGGUCACUCUCACUUGGACAGGAAGAAGUGCACCAAUAGUUACACUUACAGAAGCAAUAGCACAUAAAAUCAAAAUGUUGCUUGUGCAUGAGCAUGGCAAAUUCGUACGCUGAGAACCAACUGAACAAGUGCUGCUCGGACCACGACCUCCGGCACCUGUCACGCAAGCAGUGGCAACAGGAUCCGAUCGACUUCUGGGUGUUUUGGUUUUGCGUCAUAAAUGAGGGAGAGUGGGGCGCACGCGUCGAGUUGUACGCUCGCAUACCGCAUCGUGGGCGACUACGAGGAACAGCUGGAAAAUGCGCGCGAGCGCCUCGAGAAGCGGAAAAAAGAGGUCGACACGGAGAAAAUUCUCGCGCUCGAGGACGAAGAACAGGUGCGGGCGGAGUUCGAACGCGCGCGCGAGUGGCGGCAGAUUUUGAAGCGGCGACGAGCGGAGGCGACGCAGGAGGAGAUGGCGCAGCAAAUGGUACGCAUGCGUCGAGAAAUUGCGCAGCGCGAGUCGGAAAUCGAAACCUACAAACAGAAGGUGUUGAACGACAUGGUAUCGCUUCAAAGCGAGAUUGACGUGCUGAAAGCAUAGAAUUUCUUUCACGUAAUUCUUGUUGCUGCAACUCGUUCAUGAUAGGUCGUGCUUUGCUUCUUCACCACCUAGAGGUCGGAUUGCUUUCCUGUGCCAACGCCGGCGAGGGGCAUAAGGAUGGGAAUUCGUAGCAUUCCAGGCAUAAGAAAUUGCAACUACAACCGAAUGAUAAAUGUAAUUAUAUGGGAAACUCUUUGCAAGUUGUUCGACACCGGAGUCGUGAUGGCAAAAUUGCGUUGAGCAAUGCUCAAAUACCUUGCUACCGUCGAGCCGCC
Messenger RNA from Amoebophrya sp. A120, 1694 nucleotides. NCBI's taxonomy places the organism in Eukaryota, Dinophyceae, Syndiniales, Amoebophryaceae. The record is from the annotation of a GenBank genome assembly.